Dermacentor albipictus is the source of this 1310-nucleotide messenger RNA. The record is from RefSeq and is a predicted model, not a curated record. NCBI's taxonomy places the organism in Eukaryota, Metazoa, Arthropoda, Arachnida, Ixodida, Ixodidae.
GAAUGUCCUAAGACAAACCAUUCAGAAAUAUCAUGGUAAUUAUCGGGAUGGGAGCGGGAGCACGAGUGAUUAUUGGAACCGGAAAAGCGCGUAACUGCCUAAGCCUAUGGUGGACACAUCAACCGAAGAAGAAGACGAAGAAGAAAGUGCUGCCUCAUGAUGGAAAUGGCAUGCCCACUUGGAUAUGGCCGAAAAGGAACUUCGUGUGAGCUCUGUCCGGCGAGCACGUACGGACGCGGAGUGUGCCUGCCCUGUCCUACGAACACGUACAGCCUCAAGGCCGGCUCCGCGUACUGCCAGCCUUGUCCGCCCGGCGCGUACGUCGGGACGCAAUGCCAUCCUGCAGACAACGCUCUACAGCUGAGUUUGGUCGCCCUCGUGAUGAAGUACGGCUUCAUAACAGCCAGCUCGCUGUCACUGAUUCUGGUAUUCGCUCUCCUCUGGCUGAAAACAAGAAGAAACGCCCGUUCAAAGGCCGUGCCGACUUCCUUGCUGACGUCGUUGCUCUCCGACGAGUUUCUCUCUUCGCGGGUCCCGAGCUACAGUUCAUGCGAGCUCCCUCCGGAAACCUCGUCGUCUGAGAGUGACUGCGACGUUAUUUGCGCUGGCGCUGGCGACGCUCGGCGGCCGUCUCGCACGGUGACGACGAGGACGACGACGAAGAAGACUUCGUCUUCUUCGACCCGGACUGCGUGCGCGCGCGUCGGUGUAGACGAUUAUAAAGGCGGCGAGGACGAAAAAGGCGCGUCCAGCGACGACAGCGGCGUGGUGGGUGACGGCGCCGGCGGGGACGCCUCGCCCAACAAGCGCCUGCUGAUUUUGAAGCGCCUCAAGGAGCACGGAGCCGUGCUACCCGUAAAGGGCGUCGACAUAAAUGAGAUCUCGAAAAAGGCCAAACAAUUUCGCGCAAGACCAACGCUCAAGUGAUUCGUCUGUAUAAUUAAUGAAAACGAAUUAUACCACGUGCACGUCGUUUUGACGACUACAGAGCUCUGAUGAUUGUUCCGCGGUUAGGGACAGUGUCGUAACCAUCGGACUCCUCCGCGGAAAGUUCAUGGGUUUAUUUCACAUAACAAAACUGUCUGGAGUGUCUGGUCUUAUUACGCGCAUUCCACAGCAGCCGCGAAUCUUGACCAGCAAAGUGAAAAUUGUUUUUAAGAAGGUCGUCAGGAAGCGAGACGCAAUCUCUACACCACUUUAAUAAAGUGAUAAACGGGGCGGGUUGGUUGAUCUCCAUAGUAAAAACAGCUCAAAAAGGAAUGGAAACACAAGACCGAGAAUUACACAGGACAGGGGCUGAACUAACAACU